This is a messenger RNA of Cryptomeria japonica (Japanese cedar), 453 nucleotides long. RefSeq lists its product as uncharacterized. NCBI's taxonomy places the organism in Eukaryota, Viridiplantae, Streptophyta, Pinopsida, Cupressales, Cupressaceae. Gene Ontology annotation, biological process: DNA integration. Gene Ontology annotation, molecular function: nucleic acid binding. The record is from RefSeq and is a predicted model, not a curated record. The transcript has a single exon. The coding region runs from base 1 to 453 and encodes 150 amino acids.
AUGGAAAAUAUCAUCACCAGAUUCAGUGUCCCUGCAAGGAUUAUUACUGAUAAUGGAAUGUGCUUCAAAUCUGAGGAAUUCAACACCUUCUGUGAGGAGUAUGGCAUCAAAAUAUCCCAUUCAUCUCCAUAUCAUCCUCAAGGUAACAGGCAGGCUGAAUCUAGCAAUAAAAUUAUCCUCAAAAUCAUCAAGAAGAUGCUAGGACAAAAUAAAAAAGGGUGGGAUUCAAAAUUGAGUCUGGCACUUCGGUCUGAUAGAAUAACAAUCAAGAAGUCCACAAGAAAGUCUCCAUUUGAAUUGGUUUAUGGCAAGAGAGCUGAACUUUCGUUGGGUAAUCUUUUGCCUAUCCAUAGAUUUAUGAUACAAGAGGAAAUUAAUGCGGAAGAUCCUUUGCAGGAGAGGCUUGUUCAGCUAGUAGAGCUUGAUGAGAUCAGAACAGAGGCUCAGAGGUAG